Molecule: messenger RNA, 1575 nt
Organism: Anoplopoma fimbria (sablefish)
Lineage: Eukaryota; Metazoa; Chordata; Actinopteri; Perciformes; Anoplopomatidae
Product: retinoic acid receptor beta-like
Exons: 8
Coding region: 185-1537 (450 amino acids)
Biological process (GO): regulation of transcription by RNA polymerase II; retinoic acid receptor signaling pathway; cellular response to corticotropin-releasing hormone stimulus
Cellular component (GO): transcription regulator complex; nucleus
Molecular function (GO): zinc ion binding; RNA polymerase II cis-regulatory region sequence-specific DNA binding; nuclear glucocorticoid receptor binding
Source: RefSeq, a predicted model, not a curated record
UGUUAUGCAAAACAGCCAAGGAGACCUGGAUGCGAUGCAAACACUCCCCUGAGCCUUCUGCAGAAAGCAUAGAUCCGCUCUCUCCUCCAGAGCACACACACACACACCUUUGCAUGUUUUACUCUUAAAACAAUCGUUUGCAUCAAAAAAACCAGAAAAAAACCACAAAAAAAAGAGACCCAACAUGUUCGACUAUCUGGAGUUUCAGGCGUUCGGACCUGGAGAGAUCAUGGACUUGUACGCGUCCACAUCCAGCCCCGCAUCAUGCAUGCUGCAGGAGCAGGAGCAGGAGCAGGAGCAGGAUCUGGCAGCCUUCUUCCCGGAGCUGAUCGAGGCGGACUGGCAGCAGCACCGGUGCUCGCAAUCCGUAGAAAGUCAGAGCUCCAGUUCCAGCUCAGACGACCUGUUCACCAGCCCCGCCUCCCCACCGCCGCCUCCUCGCACGUACAAGCCCUGUUUCGUGUGUCAAGACAAGUCCUCAGGCUACCACUACGGGGUCAGCGCCUGCGAGGGCUGCAAGGGCUUCUUCCGCCGCAGCGUGCAGAAAAACAUGGUGUACACUUGCCACCGAGACCGAAACUGCAUCAUCAACAAGAUCACAAGGAACCGCUGUCAGUACUGUCGGCUCCAGAGGUGCAUCGCUGCAGGAAUGUCCAAGGAAUCGGUGAGAAACGACAGAAGCAGCCGGAAGGGGAAGAAGGAGGCGGUGAAGAUGACCAUCAUGGAGACGUACGAGCUGACGGCGGAGCUCGGCCUGAUAGUGGAGAAGAUCUGUCGGGCUCACAGAGAGACAUUCCCCUCUCUUUGCCAGCUGGGGAAAUACACCACAAACUCCAGCUCAGACCACAGGAUCCAGUUGGACCUCGGGCUGUGGGACAAGUUCAGCGAGCUCGCCACCAAGUGCAUCAUCAAGGUGGUGGAGUUCGCCAAGCGAGUGCCGGGUUUCACCGGUCUGACCAUCGCUGACCAGAUCACUCUGCUCAAAACCGCCUGCCUGGACAUCCUGAUCUUGAGGAUCUGCACUCGCUACACUCCCGACAAGGACACCAUGACCUUCUCCGACGGGCUGACCCUGACCCGCACUCAGAUCCACAACGCCGGAUUCGGACCGCUGACGGAUCAGGUCUUCACAUUCGCCGGCCAGCUGCUGCCGCUGCAGAUGGACGACACAGAGAGCGGCCUCCUCAGCGCCAUCUGUCUCGUCUCUGGAGACCGGCAGGACCUGGAGGAGCCGUCUAAGGUGGAGGUGCUGCAGGAGCCGCUGCUGGAGGCGCUGAAGAUUUACUCCCGCAAACGGCGGCCCAGCAUGCCGCUGAUGUUCCCCAAAGCCCUCAUGAAAAUCACCGACCUGCGCAGCAUCAGCGCCAAAGGAGCGGAGAGGGUGGUGACGCUGAAGAUGGAGAUCCCGGGUUCGAUGCCGCCUCUGAUCGAGGAGAUGCUGGAGGACCUGCAGGAGCUGGAGAAACACUCCGAGGAGGGCGGAGUGAAGGCAAACAGCAGCCAGCACACACACACAUCAUCUCCUCUCAGCACAUGAAACUCCUCUGACUUCUCACUCUGAACAUUGUCUCCCGU